AUGCAAGUAUGCAGUUUUAGUUCUAUUUACCCAAACUCAGUCGUGCAUCCAGAAGUCAAAAGUACUUUCAGAGACUGCACAGUUUUUACUCCAAGGGGUUUCCUUUUCUUUGACCUUGCCUUCGCUAGGUUCAAGCGAGCCUUCUUGCCCUACGACCCUGAUGCAGUGGAGGCUGCUGGCGGGGUGGAGCGGGUCAGCGCAAGGCGGAAGGCUUUGGGCAUCUCCAUCGAGAAUCCUGCGGGCGAGGACACGACGGCGCCUCCUUUGCAGAAGCUGACGGAGCUGCCGCUCCCCAACUGGCUGGCGGAGGCGAUCCGCUGGGAGCAGCUUGAUGAGGCGGCCACAGCGUCAGCGAUACAGGCCCAGCUCCUGCCGAUCGUUUUGGCAGGUGAGAAUGCCAUCCUGGUCUCCGAAGCGAAGUCGGGCGCGGAGGCCUUUGUGUACCUGAUGCUGGCGUCCCUGCAGGUGUCUGACCAGGACCCCUUGACAGAGGAGGAGCCCGGGCCUAUAGCGUUGGUCUUGGCCGACACCCAGGACACCUCAGCGAGCAUUGCGGACGCAGCGAAGAAGCUGUUUCAGUACUCGGAUGGAGAGACCACAGGUGUCAAGAGGGCGGCAAACCUGUCGGGUGGGGGGUCUCGUGCAGAGAAGCUACGGGAGAUGACCGGUGAAGGCGCCCAUCUGGUGGUCGGCACGCCCAAGCGCAUCCACGAUCUGGCCACCAAGUACCAGGUGUCCUUGCUGAGGGUGACCCUGCUGGUGCUGGAUGGGCUGGACUACAUGGAGCCCGAGGCCUUGCGCGAACUCUCGUCCUGGAUCCGGCCGGAGCGGCAAACACUGAUGUUCUGCAACAGCUGGACGCCGGAACUCCACGAACUGGCCGGCGAGCUCUGCUUGGCAGGGGGUCUCCCGGUGAAGGUCACCGUGAAGCCUGCAGGUUGA
Durusdinium trenchii is the source of this 942-nucleotide messenger RNA. The record is from the annotation of a GenBank genome assembly. NCBI's taxonomy places the organism in Eukaryota, Dinophyceae, Suessiales, Symbiodiniaceae.